Molecule: messenger RNA, 4095 nt
Organism: Thermochaetoides thermophila DSM 1495
Lineage: Eukaryota; Fungi; Ascomycota; Sordariomycetes; Sordariales; Chaetomiaceae
Exons: 2
Coding region: 1-4095 (1364 amino acids)
Cellular component (GO): microtubule organizing center
Source: RefSeq, a predicted model, not a curated record
AUGGAUGAAAAAGGCGGUGGCUCCAACCGUGUUUCGAGCCCUUCAGAUCGUGGUUCGUCACUUCUUUCUGGCAACAUGCCAGACCUCCGUCCCGAGCCGUCGACCAUGACGUACGAGAGCAGCUACCUGGAGUCUCCCAGCAUAGAUAACCGCCACGCAGAUGCCCAGGCCGAGCGCGCUGUCCUCGAGCAUCUUGCCGAGAUGGAGGCCAGUCUCGCAUCUCCCUUUUCGCCUUUGAAUUCCUCGCAGAACACCAACCAUGACACCUUUAUCUAUGAUUCUCCAACCAAGAAGCCCACCAAGAGGGCCUCUAUUGUUGUCCCGACUAAUGAUGAUUCCGAUAAUGAUGUAACCAACACUGAGAUACAGGCUGGCCCGGUUGAUGCCGGUCGCGCCCCCAGCCGUUCCUCCACCACUUCCCAUCGUCAGAAGCGCUCUGGAAGCAACAGGUCAUCUGUCUCGUCGCAGGGCUCCGAUUCCGGAAGUAGCGCGACUGUUGGAGCUGGUGGGAAAAAGCCCAGUCGCCCCGUUUCUCGUGACACCAAUACACCCACCGCUCGUCCCUCCAGUCUCGCUUCCGUAAACAGUGAUGGCGAGCAGGCCGUGUCUUACCGCCUUCCAGAUUGGCUCCGUAAGACGGAGGAUGCCGAGAAGGACGCCGAGAGGCAGGCCGCGAAGCAGGUCGAGAAGCAAGUCGAGAAGCAGGUGGAGAGACCUAGCACGCCAACCACUCCCAAGACAGCUGGCGCUUCAGUGCUUGCUGCUCCCACUGAUACUGUUCUCGCUCGUCACGUUAGUGCCGUCAAGGUGCCAGAUUCAGUCGCCGCGGAGUACCUAUCCAAGCGCGAGCACGACACUCCCCUGCGGACCACUCUCUGGGGUGACACUUACAAGGACCCUGCUCACAGCCGCACGCUCACUUUGAAGGAGCAGGGAGUCACCAUUGAUCGUCUUGUCAAGGAGAACUUCGGUCUGAAGCUUAAGAUUUACUUUCUGAAUGAGCGUCUCGAGAAGCUCUCCGAUGAGAACGUCAAGAAAUGCAUUGCCGAGAAUGUCGAAUUGAAAACAACUAACCAGAUCCUCCAGCGUGAGCUCAAGCUUGCAAAGCGUUGCAUCAAGAAGCACGAGAAGGAAAGACAGCUCAGAGAGGCAGCUGCAUCUUCGGAUACCGUCAAGGGAGCCGAGUCCGACAACGAGCAAGGCAACGCUUCUGACCAGGAGGCCCAAGAACGCGACAAGGAGCUAAUAUAUCUUCGUGAGCAAGUCGAGCUGCACACUACAGAGAUCCAGCGGCUUGAGAAGGAGAAGCUUGAGCUUGCUGCUGAGAAGCAACGCAUGGCCGAGGUCAUUCGCACUUUGCGCGACAAAGCCACUGAGCGUCUCAGCCAGGAAUAUGAUCGCCAGGAGGAAGCCGAUGUAUGGAAGGACUUGCAUGAGCAAGAAACAGCCAGACGGGAACAGGCUGACGAAGAAAUUCGUCGCCUUCGCGAGGAGAUUUUCCGGCUCAAGCAGGAGUAUAGCACCGCUCCUUCUGUAGAGAGCAGCACUCUCAUUGAGGAUCUCCGUCGCGAGUCGGACCAUCUUCGUCACGAAAAUGCUGAACUUCGCCGCGAAGUUGGAGCACAGAGCUCUAUGCUGACCUCGAGGAACCGCGAAAUCGAACGCCUACACCAGGAGAUUGAGGAUCUCAAGCUUGCUCAGCGCCGGGGUGCCCCGGCUCCAUCCACCGUCGACAGCCUUCUUGAGCGCUCGGCGUCUCGCGCUGGUAUUCACGAACGUCCGCAGUCUCGCGCCAGCGGCGUGACCCGCGUCAGUGCCCUUCCGCUUGAUGACGAAGAGCGCGAGAGCUAUGAGGAGAAGCUCGAUGAACUUCGCGACAAGAUCAACUCUCUCCGUCUCAAGAAUCGUGACCUGCAUCAGCAGUUGGAGGCCUACAUGAACGACAUCGAGAUCCUCACUGAUGCCAAGAACAAGGCUGAGGAGCGAAUCGCCACUCUCGAGGAAGAAGCACAGGCCGCCGCACGCGACCUCAUGGCCCUCAACGCAGAGCGUGAUGAUGUCAUCCAGGAGUACGAGCACCUGGAGGAGGGAUACAAGGCUGUUGCGGAGGAAAAUAAGGUUUACGCCGAGCUUGUUACAUCCCUCGAAAGCCAGGUCGAAGCACUUCAGGCCGACCUUGACCGCUUCCGCCUCGAGAACGAACAGCUCGCUAUUGAUAAGGAAAACCUUGCGGCCGAGCACGAGAAACUCGACCUUGAAUAUGCCACCCUUCGCGAACAGUAUGACGCGUACCAAGCUAAGGUUAGGGAGCUCAGCGAAAUGGUUGUGCGCUUGGAAGAUACACAAGCAUCAGGGAUUCGCGAGGCCGAGCGUCUUAGGCAGGAUAACGCUGCGUUGGAGAGGGAGCUCGAGAUGCUUGAGGCCCGGCUGCUCGAGGCUAACGAGAAGAACAACCGUCUCACUGUUCAGCUUGAGUCCUCUCAGGGCGAGAUCUCUUUUCUUCGGGAGGAGCAAGAAGCUGAUAAGAUGCGUAUCGGUGAACUUGAAGCCUCUCUCGCAAAUGUUGAGCAGGUUCUCCGCGAUGAAAGGGAACGCGUUCGUGAGCUGAACGAAACACUUGCUUCUGAGCGUCGUCAGCGUGAGGCCGAUUCCAAUCGGGAGAAGGAAGAGGUCCAGAAGAUCAUCGACGAGCUUAACCGCGAAGCGGCCGCGGCCAAGGACGAAGCUAGGAGACUUCGCCGGAACUUGUCCAACAAAGAGGUUGAAGCCGACAACUGGAAGGAAAAGUUCUUCGACUUUGACAAUCGGAUUCGCUCCGCGCUCGGCUGUCUGCACGGCACCAAGUCUGCUGUCUUCGAGAAGAUCGCCGACAUCCAACGUGGUCUUGAGGAGGCUGUCCGCGACCUCAACAACGCCAAAUCCACCCUGGCCGAAAAGGACCGUCUCAUUAAGCAACGCGACGCCCUUCUCGAGUCGCAGGCACUCGAGACUCGCAAACUCGGAGACAUGCUGGAUAAGGAACGGCAGGCUCACCGCGCCACCAAGUCCCAGCUCGAGGCUUCACAGCAGGCGCAUCAGCACGUGAUGCGCACCAACUCCGACCAGGACAAACGCAUCAUGGAGCUUGAGGCUGGUAGGGCUCAAGACAAGAGGAAGAUCGCACAGCUGGAAGCCUCUCUUAAGGAGCAGCUUACUGAACGCAACACCCUCUUACUGACCUUGUGGCGCCGGUUGUCCGCCCUCUGUGGCAGUGAUUGGAUCCACAACAACAGCCUGAUCAACGGACGCGCCUUGCCGAGCCUCGAGUCUCUUUCAUCCAUGUUCCCAGGUUUUGCCAAGAACCUCCUUGCUGCGGUGGGCACCAUUGAAGGGAUGGUCGCCAGCUUCUUCACCAAGACCAAGGUGGUUCAAGCAAGCAUCUCGAAAGAUUAUCAAACCCUCCAGACUCUUCUCGAGAAUCGCACCAAGAGGAUCGAAAGGCUCGAGAGCAUCGUUCGUGCCGCGACUGCCGCCGGUCUCCUGCCGAUCGGCCAAUCACGCACUUUGGAGGUCGACAGCCGCAUGACCCGCGUCGACGACAUGUGUCGGCAGCUCAAGGUCGAGAACCACACCUUGCGUGCUGCUGCUGAGGCUCGGCGCGCGGCGCAGGCUGCCUCCUCUUCGUCGGUUCCAGACCCGGCUGGAGCCGAGAGCCCUGCUCCUGCGGUCCCAACGGGACCAAAGGGCAAAGACAAGGUGACGGGCGCGGCGAAUAAGGUCCCUAAGUCCAGCACCAAGGGGAGUCUGGUUCUGCCAGCUCCCGCAACUCCGACGCGGGCCUCCUCUGGCACGGAGGCUCUGCCCGCCGUGACCGAGGACGGCGACCCGGCCCCCACCGCCUCCGGCUCUGGUUCCCUGGUCCCGAGCUCCACAACAGACAGUAAGUGGCUGUUGCGCCUCCGGGACCUGGAGGCCAAGCUGAGGAUGGAGAGGGAGGGUCGCCUCCUCGACCGUGGCGAGGCUCGCCGGCGUCUUGACGCUAGCGAGCGGGAGAUGGCCAAUUUACGGGGGGAUUUGGAGAAAGAGAGGGAGAAGAGCCGGAGGGCAGGGCGCUAG